Molecule: messenger RNA, 483 nt
Organism: Fonsecaea monophora
Lineage: Eukaryota; Fungi; Ascomycota; Eurotiomycetes; Chaetothyriales; Herpotrichiellaceae
Exons: 3
Coding region: 1-483 (160 amino acids)
Molecular function (GO): protein binding
Source: RefSeq, a predicted model, not a curated record
AUGGAGCCCGUCUCGCAGCCAGCACCGAGUGCCGAUACCCAAUCAGCCGAGCAGCUCCCGCCAGAAGCCGUGGCUCUAGCAGGAAGGUUCUUCGACGCCGCCCGGGCAGGUCAGACGGAUCUAUUCGAGCAAGCCUUGCCAAGGGGUCUACCUGCGAAUCUGACCAACGACAAGGGCGACACAUUGCUGAUGCUUGCCUCUUACCACGGUCAUGCACCGCUGGCCUUGAUGCUUGUGCAGCACGGCGCAGACCCCAAUCGCCUGAACGAUCGAGGGCAAUCCAUCCUAGCAGGAGCGGUCUUCAAGAACGAGACCGAAGUGAUUGACAUCCUCUUAGAAGCCGGGGCUGAUCCUGAGGUCGGGCAGCCGAGCGCUCUGGAGGCAACAAGAGUCUUCAGACAAGAAGCAUAUGAACUAAAGUUCAAAGAGCAGGUGGAGAAACUGAACGCCGCCAAAGACAGAGCCAUGGCCGGCAGUUCAUGA